Drosophila novamexicana is the source of this 475-nucleotide messenger RNA. It is a transcript of the gene mRpS16, whose product is annotated as probable 28S ribosomal protein S16, mitochondrial. Gene Ontology annotation, cellular component: ribosome; mitochondrial small ribosomal subunit. The record is from RefSeq and is a predicted model, not a curated record. Gene Ontology annotation, molecular function: structural constituent of ribosome. Lineage: Eukaryota; Metazoa; Arthropoda; Insecta; Diptera; Drosophilidae. Gene Ontology annotation, biological process: mitochondrial translation. Bases 18 to 416 code for a protein of 132 amino acids. The transcript is spliced from 2 exons.
UUUGAAUAAAUCCUGAAAUGUCCCUGUCACCUGCCAGUGGCAUUGGCCGCUUCUACAAGCACUCGGCCAAGAUAAUACGCUUUGUGCGUCUAGGCUGCACGAAUCGUCCAUUCUAUCACAUUGUUGUUAUGGAGCGCCGCAAGAACCAACAUCAGCCUGUUAUUGAGCAGGUGGGCUCCUACGAUCCACUGCCGAAUACAUCGAACGAACGUCUGGUGGCCCUCAAUACGGAACGCAUACGCUACUGGCUGGGCAAAGGCGCACAUAUGUCCGAGCCGGCGGCCGAGCUGUUAGGCAUCGCCGGUUUACUGCCCGUACAUCCGCGCACCUACAUGACCGCCUGGCGCAAUCGCAGAGCAGCAGCAGCAGGAGCGGGAGCGACAGCUGAAACCACUGAGAAAGCCGCGACGGCGUAGUGUGUUGCAUUAUCCAUAUCCAUCUACUCAAUAAAUAGUCAUUGUUUUUUUACAAUUUA